This is a messenger RNA of Fusarium odoratissimum NRRL 54006, 2630 nucleotides long. RefSeq lists its product as uncharacterized. The record is from RefSeq and is a predicted model, not a curated record. The coding region runs from base 536 to 1342 and encodes 268 amino acids. NCBI's taxonomy places the organism in Eukaryota, Fungi, Ascomycota, Sordariomycetes, Hypocreales, Nectriaceae. The transcript is spliced from 3 exons.
UCGGGCAAGCAAGGAUACCCAAGCUCUCAAAGCAACUAACUUUCAGAUCCAAGACGAUGAAGGAAACGAUGUGGAGGACAUACUACGGGAACACUUCAAACAUCAUAUUUAUAACAAAUUCCCCGGGUUAGGCGAAGUUCUUCAGGAUAGACUAACUCAGACAAUGCUUCUUCGGAGGAAACGCAACUUAUACAGAAGGUAUCGCCAGGAAAGCACAACAAUAAAAUCGCAGAAACCAGAAGCCGAGAAACCAGUCUAGCUACCAAAUGCCCAGUCAGCUGCAUCGUCCAAGCACUCCAAGACGCAGAAGAAUAAGCCCAAAGAGCAUAACACGAGGUCGAGAAGAGUCUUGGCAACACCUUCCCAAGUCAAAAGUGCAACAACUCUGGUGCCAGGAAAUUUUCAGAAAGCAGCUGCAAGUCCUUCAGUUGUAUCAGCAAGCAGGACAGUUGCUCUUGGUUCACAUGAAGCUCUAAUAUUCCCCCCUAGCCCAGGGUUGGCCCUCAAAAAGCGCUAUGAGCAACUGAAAAAACAGAUGAAUGUUACAGAACAUGGGGCAAGCUCACUUUCAGAAGGCUUCUCGGAAAAAGAACUGGUGGGUCUUAUAGAUAUUACCUGUCCGUAUUGUCUUCAUGCUCUUCCAGCUCAAAAAGUCUUUGACGAUCGAGAGUGGCAGAACCAUGUGAUCAGCGACUUGGAUGCCUAUAUAUGUCUUUUUGAAGAUUGCGAUCAGCCAGAUGUACUGUACAGCCAUAGUGACGAGUGGCUAAGUCACCUGCAACAACAUCGUCGGUUCUGGCGUUGCGCUUCUCAUCGGGACCUUGACCCGUUUAGAUCCAGUGCCGAGUAUAUUGCUCACAUGCGAGAUGUUCACAACAGCAAGCUCAACGACAAUCAGCUCCGGAUCAUGGCAAAUAGAAACAGUCGUAAGAUACCAAAGAUGUUCCCAUCAUGCCCUCUCUGUGGCCAGGAUGAAGAUGAGGUCGAUGGGCGUCUUGAGGACCACCUGGCCGGGCAUUUGCGCUCCCUUGCCCUCAAGUCACUACCCAGCUACGAAGGCGAAAUUCCAGAAGAUAUCACGAGCGACAACGAUAGCAUUGAUAUAUCGCGACCUCAGAGUAGAAGCACAAUUCGGGACAUGAGGCAAGCGGAAUACGCGCUAUCGAUGGAUAUGCUAUGCUCUGGUGAAUUUUGGGAGCUCUGGAAUCCAGACGUGCCCCAAGAUGUUGGAGUCAAUUUCAUGGGAGAUGCUCAUACUGAACUUGAAAGAGCCAUCCUAUUUUUCGACACUUAUUCUUACAAAGGCCACACUAGCGGUCCCGAGAGUGAUCCUAUUCUCUAGUCUAUGCUGAGCUAAAAACGUACUUCUCUUGAUUUUCGAGAGCGGGUGACGGACGAACUUAACAGGAGCGAUACACCAGCGUCUGGUUCUCGAGCUCUUGCGUUUGAGGAUGGUGCCUCACUUGAAGUUAUUCACAAAAAUAAAAGGUCCCAGAAGGGAAAGCAGACUCAACUGAAUACGAUAAUCGAUGACAGAGAAGUUGUAGUUGUUUCAGAACGACGGGGCGUCUUGUCGGAAGGGAGUGGUUACCUCAUCGUUUCUAUCAAGAGUUUACAGUGUUCAAAAGAGAUACCUGGUACUCUAAUAUGCGCAGCAAGUUACGGAGGCCAGGUCUCAGAAUUCACAUUUCGCGCCAAGAGGCUAGUUUCUGAUAAAGUAAUAAUCCUAGAGGUCCCAUGCGAUAUACCGAAGUUAUUCGAACUAUUAAUAUUGUCAGAGAUAGGAAGAAUAGGACGUGGUCAAAGUAUAAAGUUCCUUGGCCGGGUAGAGCUAGACGUCCGACGGAUCAUAUCGACAGAUUACACCCACAGCGAUGUUCACAAGCUUUUCGAACGAGGACCUGACGGUACAAAUAAUUUACAAACUGGAGAGAUUUCCUUCGAGAUUUCAUGGCAGCUUACAGAUCCACGAGCGUCUGAGACACGAGACCAUGAUCACGGGGACUUGGGUGAGCUGUCAGAGACAAAUCACAUCUAUCUUAGUAGUCAAGUGCCUCGGGUAUCCCAAGCCCUCGACGAUGAUCAAGAAAGUUCAGAGGAUGAGCGAGGUGCAGGACAAAGACCCACCGUGAUAGAGGGAGCACCUAUCAUCGGAGGCCCAUCACGAGAACGAGUUGGUCGAAGAUCGGACAGAAUCUCUGCGCGUUAUAUUCGCCCACGUAGUCCAUCGGUAAGGGCUGGGGACGGGGGACUCGGGGGCAACGUCUCGGCUACCAAUUGCCCACUCGGGGUAUCGCUUCGAGGUGGCCGAUGCCGCCUCCCUCUGCAUCGCCUCUUUCUACACAGCGGAAAGAAAAGCCAGAGUCUGAUCCAUUGCCACGGAGGAAGAAAGGGCAUACCAAGAGAGAUAAGAAGGAGUGGGAGUCCGGUUGAGAUACUUAUGCUAGCUCCUCAAAGACAGGCAGUCUUAAGUGACACCCUUUCUCCAUGAUCUCUGAGCUCUGAGCCAUGAUGCAACAGUUAUAGGUAAAGCCUUAUGUAAGUUAAGGCCACAACGGCUUGUAUGGACUUGGACGAAUCUAUCGAUAUCUUGGUAAGAUAGAUCCAGUCAGCGUAUCAAGAAUAACACC